Molecule: messenger RNA, 1292 nt
Organism: Manduca sexta (tobacco hornworm)
Lineage: Eukaryota; Metazoa; Arthropoda; Insecta; Lepidoptera; Sphingidae
Product: putative mediator of RNA polymerase II transcription subunit 7
Exons: 1
Source: RefSeq, a predicted model, not a curated record
UAGUUUGGUAGAUUUGCCCAGAGAUAGCGUUAAUGUGCCGUCUAAAAAUUAAUUUAUCUCUUUAAAUACUUACCGCAUCAUUCUAGAUAAGCAUGAAUCUUACAUAAAAUAAUGUAACACCUUUUAUACGUAUUCAUUUAUUCAUGCGCAUCUAAUUUAAAUUCUUAACUUGUCAUGGUUGAUAAUAAUAUACGCUAGAUGUCGCUAGUAACGCCAUAUUAUGACAGCAAUUUAGACAUUGUCUAUCCUUGUCAUUCUACAUGAAGUCACCGGACCGAAUGUAUUUUUUUCAUAGUCGAUCGAAUCAAGUUCUAAUUUGCAUCGUAUUUCAAAUAAUAAAAUAAAUAAAGGAAUUGUUUCAUUGCAAAUAUGUUGAACCAAGUGUGCAAAGUGUAAUACCAUAAUGGAUAUAGUUCUAGCGUUCAGUGUUACGCUAAGGUAAUAGAAUAUUAUCGUUAUUAUUAAAGACAAAAGAAACGUCCUUCACACAUUAUUAGAGCACCGUUGUGCAAACAAGCCUCUUAUCUGCACGCCCCGUACUGUUAGAGGUGAUUAUUGUAUACGCUAAUAUUAUUUAUAUAUACUGCAUGUAAGUAAAUAUUCCGCUGGUAUUUUCUGCGCAGCGACGUUACUAACUUCACAAAUGGUGGCGGGUUUCUAUCGCUUGCUGUAAAAAUAGUAAGCUUACUAAUCGUCUAGCCAUGGCUAACGCCAAGAGUAGACUAAAUGCACCCAAAAGUGCAGCUAACAAAAAGAAAGUUGGUAAGACCAAGUCGUUGGCAGGUCGGAAGGAGGCGGCCAAAAAUAAUAACAACAAUGAGGCAAUCAUACGGAGACUCACUGAUAAUGUGACGGUGCUCUCCACUGAUGAUAAAGUGCAAUUAUUGCUGGAGAACGGACCCCAGCUCAAGGAUAAGUUUGUACUCAAAACUGUACCCAAACUACCAAAGAAGCCACUGCCUCCCUCACCAAAGGUCAUUGCAGAAGUAAAAACCCAACCCUCUGUGAGGGACAGAUUAAUAACUAAAAGUGGAAGAAUUGUAAAGAAGAGCAAAAGUGAUUUAAAACUUAUGGAUAAUAUCCUAAAAAGUGAACUAUUGAUUGAACUGAAUGGUGACAAGAAUAAGAAAAAUAAGAAUAAUCCAAAUGACAAAAAUACAAGCUCCAACAACAACAAUGAUAUGGAGAUAACUAAUCAAAAUGAUGCUGAUCUGGGAGCAUCGGGCACAAACUCUGAGGAUGCUACAAACACAACCAAAAAUGUACAAAAUGGUAAAGACCCAACCAAACCC